AGCCGUUUCAUCCGCUUAUCCGUUGGAUCUGUUUGCCGCUGGAUCAGCCUACCGUUGCAUCUGUUUGUUGUCGAAUCAGCCUCCUGUUGGAUCGGCCUGUGGCAGCGUGGGCCUGCAUGACUCUGCUCUCUCGAUCCUCGCAGCCGCCCCUCGCACGGAUGCACCGCUGAAUCGCUCGCUGAAUCGUCCGUUGAUUCUCACUGCUCAGGACCCGCCGAUGUUCCUCGGCAUCGUGGGCCACACUUUGGCCGCCUGGACACCGAUGAACCAGACAUGCCACAGUUUGCAAAUAUGCCGAGGCAUCGCCUCGAUCAGUCGCCGCCAGCAGAUCCUCGCCCCCGGAGCCCGUUCCCUCCAGCCGAUCCGUCACUGCUCCGUCCAGCCUUCCCAUCGCCUCGCCCCCAUCUCUAUCCCCACCAGCAACCGCAUCCCUUCCCUGGCCCUUUUGCUCCUCCUCUAUCUCAUCCGGCGUACCCUCCCCGGCCUCACCCAUUCGCUUAUCCCCAUCUCCCGCAUCCUCACUCCCACCCGCAACUCCAAUCUCAUGCACACGCUCAUCCCCCCAGCACCUUCCCAGUGCAGUCGUCAUCAACAUCGCCAUAUUAUCAGGGCGAUAUUUCGGAAUCGCAUGCUGAUGCGAGCACUAGCCACUCUCAGCUGCCGAGCUCCAAGCACUAUCUCGACAGCCCCGCCCUGGCUAUGGCCCCGCCUCCACAUCCACCUCCAGCCGCGCUUGGGUCGCAUCGUGGCCCGGAUUUUCAGCACGGGCGGAUUGCGUCGGAUUCUCGGCUGCCAUCUGAUUUGUUUGACCCGGGCAACCCCUCGUUAGAUGAAUCGAUCGCCUCCUCCAGCGGGCAUCAUCCGGCCGAUGCGGCGACAGGUAGUGACAACGUUGGAAGCGCACCGGGCUCCUCUGGUGCCUCAAAAUCGUCGGACAAGCGGUUCCGGCCGAGACCCAAUUUCGCAAAGCCCAUUAAAAACAUUCUGGUCCAGUGGAUCGAGGAGCACCACCAGUUCCCCUACCCGACCAUGAGCGAAAAGGAAGAGUUGAUGCGGCGGACGGGACUCGACAUGCAUCGGCUGAACAAUUGGUUCAUCAACGCCCGCCGCAGGGUCCUGACCCCACCAACGCAGAAGCAUCGCAAGUUCAUUCCUUUCUUUUUGAAGGAAAAGAAGCCCAGAGGCUCGGCCCGCGACGAUGUUCCGCCAGGCGAGAUGGGUGAAGCCGUGGCCGGCCCGAGUAGGAUUGGAUCAACAUCCAGGGGCAUUAUGCCUCCCAGCACGGCCUUUGGCGACUCGGACCGACCCACACUCCACCUUCCGAACCCGCCGUUCAACGGCGGUGUCUCGAGGGCCGGCCCUCUGGCCAGCGCAUAUCUUGGCAGGCAGUCCUAUCCGCAGCCCCCAAUAGGCUCAGCGGCCCCCAGAGCUCCCGCCGUCCCCGCCGUCCCGGCAAGUGUCCCAGCAAGUGUCCCGGCAAAUGUCCCAGCAAAUGUCCCAGCAAAUGUCCCAGCAAAUGUCCCGGGCAUCGGGGUGCAACCUGCGAACACGCCGAGAAUGUCCAUCGAUACCUCUGCGACACUCCAGGCCUCUGUUGACCCAAGCCCAGCCUUAUCAGGAUCGCGCAUCACGCCAGUCGAUGCCGCAGACCCGCAGGUUCCAGUCGAAAGAUAUCAACCCAGCGCCGCGGAUCCACCAGGCGUCCUGUCCGCCAGCAAGAGAACGAGGGAGACACCAGAGACAGAGGAACCUGACUCGGAUCGGCUGAGAGUCUCACCGGGCCUGCCCAGGAUCAAACACAGGAAAGAUCCCGAGUCUUAGCGAGGUUGCUUGAUUCUCGCCUCUGUCCUCGAGAAUGUGCUUCACACGGCACACUUUUACCCUCCACAUCAAUACCCAUUGUACUUUCUUCCCCGUCCCUCCCAUCGCCACCCCCCUUCUCCCAUCACCACCCCUCCCCACCUGUUU
Polychytrium aggregatum is the source of this 1968-nucleotide messenger RNA. RefSeq lists its product as uncharacterized. The transcript has 4 exons. The record is from RefSeq and is a predicted model, not a curated record. Bases 274 to 1821 code for a protein of 515 amino acids. Gene Ontology annotation, biological process: regulation of DNA-templated transcription. Lineage: Eukaryota; Fungi; Chytridiomycota; Chytridiomycetes; Polychytriales. Gene Ontology annotation, molecular function: DNA binding.